Microtus ochrogaster (prairie vole) is the source of this 915-nucleotide messenger RNA. It is a transcript of the gene Nfu1, whose product is annotated as NFU1 iron-sulfur cluster scaffold. NCBI's taxonomy places the organism in Eukaryota, Metazoa, Chordata, Mammalia, Rodentia, Cricetidae. Gene Ontology annotation, cellular component: mitochondrion. Gene Ontology annotation, biological process: iron-sulfur cluster assembly. Gene Ontology annotation, molecular function: iron ion binding; iron-sulfur cluster binding. The record is from RefSeq and is a predicted model, not a curated record.
UGCAGAGGACUUGGAGACUAAGGAGGCGUGUCCGCGCAAGCGCACCGGCACUGAAACGAUGGCGGCGGCCCAGCGGGCGUGGGGAGCUGUAGCUGGUGUAGCCCGGUUGUGCAGGCGGUUCUGUCAUGUGGUGACUCCACACACCUUCAAGAAACAACCUCUGCACCAGUAUGUACGAAGACCGCUUUUCCCAAUGCGUGCACCCUUGACUCACACAGUACGAUUUAUGUUUAUUCAAACACAAGACACCCCAAAUCCCAACAGCUUAAAGUUUAUACCAGGAAAGCCGGUUCUUGAGUCGAGGACCAUGGACUUCCCCACCCCAGCUGCAGCUUUCCGCUCGCCUCUGGCCAGGCAGUUAUUCAGGAUUGAAGGAGUGAAAAGUGUCUUCUUUGGACCAGAUUUCAUCACAGUCACAAAGGCGAAUGAAGAACUAGACUGGAAUUUACUGAAACCUGAUAUUUAUGCAACCAUUAUGGACUUCUUUGCAUCUGGCUUACCCCUCGUGACUGAGGAAACGCCUCCAGGAGAAGCAGGUUCUGAAGAAGAUGAUGAAGUUGUGGCAAUGAUUAAAGAACUGUUGGAUACUAGAAUACGGCCGACCGUGCAGGAGGAUGGGGGUGACGUGAUCUACCGCGGCUUCGAAGAUGGCAUCGUGCGGCUGAAGCUCCAAGGCUCCUGCACCAGCUGCCCCAGCUCCAUCAUCACCCUGAAAAGCGGGAUUCAGAACAUGUUGCAGUUUUACAUUCCAGAAGUGGAAGGUGUGGAACAGGUGAUGGAUGACGAAUCAGAUGAAAAAGAAGCAAAUAACCUUAAAUAAUCUGCAUUUUCUUUUGCUGCAACCUUUGGACUUAACUGUACAGAGUCUGUAUUGAUCUCUGCUCUAGAAGUUGAUUAAUAAAACGUUUCCUUCCU